Manis javanica (Malayan pangolin) is the source of this 1571-nucleotide messenger RNA. Lineage: Eukaryota; Metazoa; Chordata; Mammalia; Pholidota; Manidae. The record is from RefSeq and is a predicted model, not a curated record.
CGGUGUUUCCGUUGCCUGGCGCAGGGUCCGCGCUGCCUCCCGGAGCUUCUUCUGCCAGCAUCGGUACCCUUCCCUGCGCCUGGCCGCCCCGCGCCCGCCGCUCGCCGGGACUUUCGCACGCUCGCGCGCCUCAGUCCGGUCCGGCAUCACUUCCCCGAGCUGAGCCGUCGCCAUGGCACCGGUUCUCAAAGGCACGGUGGCUGACUUUCCUGGAUUUGAUGAGCGGGCUGAUGCAGAAGCUCUUCGUAAGGCCAUGAAAGGCCUGGGCACUGAUGAGGAGAGCAUUCUGACUCUGCUGACAUCCCGAAGUAACGCGCAGCGCCAGGACAUUGCUGGGGCCUUCAAAACUCUAUUUGGCAGGGACCUUUUGGAUGACCUGAAAUCAGAACUGACUGGAAAAUUUGAAAAACUAAUUGUGGCUCUGAUGAAACCUUCUCAGCUGUAUGAUGCUUAUGAGCUGAAGCAUGCUCUCAAGGGAGCUGGGACAGAUGAAAAAGUACUAACAGAAAUUAUUGCUUCAAGGACUCCUGAGGAACUGAGAGCCAUAAAACAAGUUUAUGAAGAAGAAUAUGGCUCAAGCCUGGAAGAUGACGUGACUGGGGAUACUUCUGGGUUCUACCAGCGGAUGUUGGUGGUUCUCCUUCAGGCUAAUAGAGACCCUGAUGCUGGAAUUGAUGAAGCACAGGUUGAACAAGAUGCUCAAGCUUUGUUUCAGGCUGGAGAACUUAAAUGGGGGACAGAUGAAGAAAAGUUUAUCACCAUCUUUGGAACACGAAGUGUGUCGCAUUUGAGAAGGGUGUUUGAUAAAUACAUGACUAUAUCAGGAUUUCAAAUUGAGGAAACCAUUGACCGAGAGACUUCUGGUAAUUUGGAGCAACUACUCCUUGCUGUUGUGAAAUCUAUUCGAAAUAUACCUGCCUACCUUGCAGAGACCCUCUACUAUGCUAUGAAGGGAGCUGGGACAGAUGAUCAUACCCUCAUCAGAGUCGUGGUUUCCAGGAGUGAGAUUGAUCUGUUCAACAUUAGGAAGGAGUUCAGGAAGAAUUUUGCCACCUCUCUUUAUUCUAUGAUUAAGGGUGACACGUCUGGGGACUAUAAGAAAGCUCUCCUGCUGCUCUGCGGAGGAGAAGACGACUGACGUGCCGCGUGGAGAGAGGCCUGCGCAGUGCCUGCCAGCCCCCCACAGCACCUUCCGUAUGCCCGUGCUUGUCCUGCUGCCUCAUUCAUACUAGCAUGCUAAUGACCAAAAUGUACAUGUUAUAGAGGAAAACUGUGGUGCUGCUUCCUGAUCCUCAAUUUAAGUUCUCUCUUUGUUGUGUAGUUCUCAAGUGUAGUUACGUUGCCGAGUCUAAAGUCUGUGUCAUUUAUAUUUUAAGAGGUCAGACUGCUUUUACCUUCUUAAAAAACUUCAUUUACAUUAAAUUGAUAACCAUAUAACCUUAAUUAGAACCUUAGCCUUGAAAUUAUAAACUCUUGGAGUUUUAUUAACCAAGUUUGCUACUAUUUUAAACCUGAAAAAUUAUGGUGGCUGCUCAAAAGAUAAUGAGAAAUAAACAUUUACUUUCCCUUGA